UUUGUUAAGAAAAAACACAAACAACGUGCACAAGAGAGAGCUUCGUAAGAGAGGUCGAAUGCAAUGGUUUACACAGCUGUGCUGUAACUAACCAUACCAGAAUCGGCUGUUCCGUACAAGAGUAAACAGAAACUUGAAUCGAAGUUUUAUAUAGUAUACUUUUUGUUGGUUUUUUUUUUUGUGUUCACUUCAUUACGUUUUUGUAUUUCGUUCUGACUAACGUUGUAGUCAUUGAAUACCUCAUGCCCAUGCAAAGUUCAUUUAUAAUAAUUUAAACAAAAAAAAAAAUCGUAGAACUUUUUUGGAGGUCGAAUUUGUAAUUUAAAAAAAAUAACAUUUUUUUUCCUUCUAUUUAUAAUUAUUAUUUAAAUAAGUUGUAAUCAUGUUUUUGAAAGUUUUUUGGUCCGGUUUGCUAUUUGUACCCUUGCUGUUUGCAGAAGCCAGGAUCUCUAAGCGAUAUGUCGUUGGUUGUCCUGACCGAUGCGACAAGUCCCAGUGCCCUCUGAUUCCAACAGAAUGUCUCGCUGGGGACACACUUGACCAAUGCGACUGCUGCCCUGUCUGCGCAGUCGGGGAGGGAGAGUCCUGCGGCGGCUCGGGGAGGCUCGGGGAACCGGUCUGCGGAGAAGGGUUGGAGUGCUCUGUUUCAGACGGCGUGGCUCACUCUCUAACGGUGAGACGGAGGGGCAAAGCUGGGGUGUGCGUCUGCGAAAGCUCCGAAGCAGUUUGCGGGAGCGACGGCGUGUCCUACCGAAAUAUCUGUGAACUGAAGAGAGUCAGUCAGCGUGCGGAGAAACUUAAACAGCCGCCUGUAAUCUUCAUUCAGAGAGGAGCGUGCGGACAAGCAGGUCAAGAAAACCCAGACAGCCUCCGGCACAGAUACAACUUCAUUGCGGAUGUGGUGGAGAAAAUUGCACCUGCUGUGGUUCACAUUGAACUGUACCGCAAGUUGACGUUUUCGAAGCGGGAGGUUGCUGUGGCGAGUGGCUCUGGUUUUGUGGUCUCGGAAGACGGGCUGAUUGUCACAAAUGCUCACGUGGUGGCCAAUAAGCACAGAGUGAAGGUGGAGCUGAAGAAUGGGGCCACUUACGAUGCCAAAAUCACAGACGUGGACGAGAAGGCGGACAUUGCACUAAUUAAAAUAGACACUGCGGCUAAGCUGCCCGUUCUGCUGCUGGGCCGAUCAGCUGACCUGCGGCCAGGGGAGUUUGUGGUGGCCAUCGGGAGCCCCUUCUCCCUCCAGAACACAGUGACCACAGGGAUCGUCAGCACCACCCAGCGAGGAGGCAAAGAGCUGGGCCUCCGCAAUUCGGACAUGGACUACAUCCAGACCGACGCCAUCAUUAACUAUGGAAAUUCCGGAGGCCCUCUGGUGAAUCUGGACGGCGAGGUGAUCGGGAUCAACACUCUGAAGGUGACGGCCGGCAUCUCCUUCGCCAUUCCCUCUGAUAAAAUCAGGCAGUUCCUUGCAGAGUCCCACGACCGACAGGCAAAAGGGAUGACUGCACCAAAAAAAAAAUAUAUUGGAGUAAGAAUGAUGAGCCUCACUACCACGCUUGCCAGGGAACUGAAGCAACAGCACAAGGAUUUUCCAGAUGUCACCUCCGGAGCAUAUGUGAUUGAAGUCAUCGCGAAAACACCAGCUGCAGCCGGAGGGAUGAAGGAACACGAUGUGAUCAUCAGCAUCAACGGGAAGCUAAUAACCUCAUCCAGCGACGUCAGCGACGCCAUUAAGAAGGACAGCACCCUGCGCAUGGUGGUACGCAGAGGGAACGAAGACGUCAUUCUGACCGUCGUCCCCGACGAGAUCGACCCCUGAUCGCAACCCCGAGCUGGUUCUCGCCUUUCACAAUGGACCCUAGCAGGACGUGACUGGGGGAUCUCGUCUCUGUUACAACCUGCCGAUGUUCGGGCUACUCUGAUAAUAAAGAGAACUGAGAUUGAUAUGCUGUGCAUUACA
Messenger RNA from Acipenser ruthenus (sterlet), 1960 nucleotides. RefSeq names its product HtrA serine peptidase 1b (gene htra1b). Lineage: Eukaryota; Metazoa; Chordata; Actinopteri; Acipenseriformes; Acipenseridae. Gene Ontology annotation, cellular component: extracellular region. The transcript has 9 exons. The coding region runs from base 383 to 1819 and encodes 478 amino acids. The record is from RefSeq and is a predicted model, not a curated record. Gene Ontology annotation, biological process: proteolysis; positive regulation of apoptotic process; programmed cell death. Gene Ontology annotation, molecular function: protein binding; serine-type endopeptidase activity.